CUGAUUUUUUCAUAAUUUUUUGGAUUUUUCUUUCGUCUCUGUUUUCUUUCGUAAUAUUCCCUUUUCUACUCUUCUUUCUCCUUUGUUUUGUGUUCUUAACUUUAAAAUUUAUUUCUCUACCUUUUCCUGUUAUCAGGUUGUUUCCUCUGUGAACGUAUCUACGGUGUUGCGCAAGGCGCGCGGUUUACCCGUGUGUGGCUGUUUCGCAAGCUCUUCCCGGUCCAGUCAUAUCCUCCAUACUCCCACAUUCCCAUUUAUCUUUUCUAUCCUAUACUCUACGAUCCUCUCUCAUCAUGCCUAGCACCAAUUUUUUGCGGUUGCACCGUAUUGUUGUCUCCGUGCUCCCUUUUUCAUCGAGCGACGAGCAGCCUACUGAUUGCUGCCUUUCAUGAUGAAACGUGAUUGGUGAACCUGGCCUCCAUGAACCGCAUCCUGGAACGUGUCUGCGGAUACUGGCCGCCGGGCCCUUACAACCCCAGUGGUGUUCUGCUCAUUAGGGUGCAGUGGGCAGGUGUGCCCCGCCUGAAAUGGGUCCCGAUGUGUGAUCUGGCUCAGGCCCAGGAUGUUGUCCGUGUAUUCCUCCAAAAACGUGAUAAAGCACUGUACAGAUCGCCGCUGCCGGAUGGACGGGACGAAUGGCAUGUUAUGGCGUACCCACUGCACGCCGCCAUUCUCCGUAAUGAAGCGCGCAUUCGCGCUGGGGUUCACGGGACUAGCGCCGGUAAACCGGAGCAUCAGGUUGCAGCAGCCGGCAAAGCGUCCGUCGCAGCGGCGACACCGCCGUCCCUGAUGAUGGGUCCGAGCAGCAGUCUGCAGCGUCCCACGACGCCGGCCCGCCGGACACCGCGCGCCCCGAAUGCCGCGCCGGCGAGCCCCGCACACGCUGCCACAUCCACCGCGGCAUCGCGGAAACGCCAGCCGGACACGACGGAUGACGAGGAUGCACCGCCGUCCCUGAUGAUGGGCCCGACGUCGCCCGGCGCGUCCUCCCUGUCCAGCGGCAUCCCCGGCGACACGGCAUUCAGCUGCACCGUCCUGCACUCCAAAAACGCCGGGAUCACUAGAAAACGUCCCACUCCACUCCCAGAGGAAGUUUCGCCGUCAGCGAAGGAGAAAUGGGCAAUAAAACGGCCAAAGAUUUCCCGCUCCCGCGAUCUCUCUUCGAGUGUUGCUCAUCGCCGACGGCGCACUUUUAUCAGUUUCAUAGAUGACAAUGAAGAUCCGGAUGAUUGCGAUUUCAGGAUCAAACGCAGUCGCUCACGUCGCGUAUCUCCCACGGAUGCAGAUCGCAGUGAGCCGGCAUCCUCGCGUCCCUUGCGUCCGCGUAAUCCCCGCGUGUCCUAUAAAAUCCCGCAGUGGAAUGACCCGCAGUUCGACGACGAACGAACCGUGGCCGAGCAGUCACGCAGCGCCAGGAAGCGCCGCCCCCGGACCAGUCUAGCGGGACAAUCGGCACCGGAAUCCCCGGUCCGUCGCAGCAGCAUGGAGACGUCCGUCCGUUGCGCCGCGGAUCUGUCGUCCCAUCCGACACUUUCAUAUACACCGGCGUCCCCAGCGACAUCCAGCGCUUCCAUAGAAAUUAUUGAAGAAAGUUUUGAAGAACCGGUGGAAUCCGCCAUGUCGCCGGAAACCAGUCAACACGAAAUUUUCCCGAAAUCGUUGUCUCAGUUAGGAGAAGAGCUGCAUCUGAGCGACGAUCCGGACAGCGACGCGGAUGGAAUUUCCAUCCCGGACGUCCCUCCCUCCCCGGACACUCCCGUGAAUGCCCACCCGGAAGUGUCCGUCCUUUCCGGGAAUGAUGCGGAUGCCAGCGAUCUGCCGGUACCCAAUCCCGUCCGCCGAUCAUCUCCGGACCUUCCCGUCGCGCGCCACCACCCCCGGCGCCCGGAAAAUGUUGAUCGGUGUGAGCGAGACAGUCCGACUGUCGCGUAUCGUAUCACCGGCAGUUCACGACCCGAUGGCCACCACCGCCAUUCGCCGGCCGCCUGGACGUACGACGUGGAGCGUGGCGAUCGCGUGGAUCCGUGGAGUUUCGGCAAAUGCCGGCAGCGUGCGCGGCACGCGUUGUGCGUGUAUCUGCAGGAGGCAAAAAAGGAGUACACGGGGACGAUGGAGACGCCGGCGCGGGAUGAGACGGAGGAAGCGCGGCUGGACCGCUUGACGGACGAGCUGGAACAACUGGGACGGUUGGGCGUGAAGCGCGUCCGGAAACUAGUGAGAAAUGUGCACAGAAAAAUCCUCUCGGAAAAGUAUACCCUGACUGCUGAAGAAGCAUGUCAGUAUGCACACUGCGCAACAUAUCGUGCCUGGGAGGAGCGCUGCUUGCAGAAAAAAGCGCGCCGGGAAAAGAACCGGACAACCGAGAAGACGCACCAGUGGAUCUACGGAGACGAGUGAUCAUGGCUUUGGAAUGAGUUUUACUUUCGUUAGCUUUUCUGGAAAAAGACAGGAUAUAAAAUUUUUCCCGUGUUGCUUAGGCGAUUUUCUGCAGGUCUCUUAUUUCCGAAUGGUGUUUUUAUAAUCGGAAAAUAAUUGUCUUAAUAAUUUUAAUUUUUAAGGAUUUAAUCUUAAUUAAUUUAACACGUAUCGAUUUGUAUAUGGGAUGUUUUUGCAUGGAAUGGUCGGCAGAAUGUGAAUGAGCUUGUUGGUUGUUGUUAAAAUUUGUGGUUGUUAUUGGUGCUUGACAAUGGUUUUGCCAAAGAAUUAUCG
Messenger RNA from Paramacrobiotus metropolitanus, 2709 nucleotides. RefSeq lists its product as uncharacterized. The record is from RefSeq and is a predicted model, not a curated record. The transcript is spliced from 7 exons. Bases 421 to 2397 code for a protein of 658 amino acids. NCBI's taxonomy places the organism in Eukaryota, Metazoa, Tardigrada, Eutardigrada, Parachela, Macrobiotidae.